UCCAGAAAAUAAUUGGAAGAACUUGAAGAUGAUCAAUUUUGUUGUAGGGAUUUUUGGUCAAUGUGAUUUUCAAGUUCUUGAAACUGAGACAUCAAACCAUUUAGCAAGGUGAAGUAAUUCUGGUGGAGCUCUUGGCGAUCAUUGCGAGAUUAGAUUGUUCAAGCAAGUGAGUUGCAAUAUUCAAAAUCCAUACUUAGCCGCAGAGAGAUGCUCUUCCGCGUGGCGUCCUUAUCCCCUAACAAGACCUCCUUCCUCCUUUCCUGCUUCUCCAGAACCACCGAUUCACUGUUUUUCCAUUCCAAACGCUUUAAUAAUCUCCAACACAACUACGUUUGGUUGCCGGUCAAGCAUAUUGCCACAAACCAACCAAAGAAUCCCAUUUCAACGGCGAGAAAGGCUACGCACAAUUAUUCCACCACUUCCGCUCAAGCUCUUGUCCAGGAACCUCCAAAUUCGAGCACCCGAAGAUCCCGUAAGAAAGAACGCCGUGAGUCCCCAGAGAUGAUUCUCCGCGUGAACCUCGAUCAGUGCUCCAGCAGCGGCAACUUGGAUAGCGCCCUUCUCUUGUACAGCGAGGCCAGGGGCAAUAACGUCCAACUCAAUGUACAUCAUUACAAUGUAUUGCUCUAUCUCUGUUCCAGCACUGGCAAUGGUGAGGUGGAUGCCGGAAAGUUGGACAAAGGGUUUGAGAUUUUUAAGCAGAUGCAGAUCGACAAGGUUGUACCGAACGAAGCCACGUUUACCAAUGUCUCGAGGCUGGCGGCCGCUAAGAAAGAUCCUCAACUGGCUUUCGAUUUGGUCAGACAGAUGAAGGAACAAGGGAUAGCUCCGAAGCUACGGUCUUACGGGCCCGCAUUGUUCGGGUUCUGCGGGGAAGGUCUUGCUGACGAGGCGUAUGAGGUGGACUCGCACAUGAAGGAAUGUGGGGUAUCCCCUGAGGAGACCGAGCUUUGUGCUCUUCUAAGAGUUAGUUCUGAAACUGAGAGAGAUGGGAAAGUGUAUGAAAUGAUGCAUAGGCUGAGGUCGACAGUGAGGCAAGUUUCGGAGGAGACUGCAGCUGUGGUGGAAGAGUGGUUUAAGUCGAAUAAGGCUGCGCGAGUCGGGAAUGAGAAAUGGGAUAAGGGUAAAGUGAGGGAAGGAGUUUUGGAGGGUGGAGGUGGGUGGCAUGGGCAAGGGUGGUUGGGAAAAGGGAGUUGGAGAGUGGUGAGGACGAGUAUGGACGAGAGAGGGGUUUGCGGGUCGUGUGGGGAGAGGCUUGUCUGUAUCGAUAUUGAUCCGGAAGAGACGGAGAAUUUUGCAAAGUCGCUGUCGAGAAUGGCCUGUCAGAAAGAAGCUGGGACAAACUUUGUGAAAUUUCAGGAGUGGCUUCGACAGCGUGGUCCAUUUGAUGCUGUGAUCGAUGGUGCUAAUUUGGGGCUUGCUAAUCAACAUAAAUUCAGUUUCCCUGAGAUUGCGAGAGUUGUGAAUCAAAUGCGUCAGAUCAGUCCUUCAAAGAAAUUACCACUUGUUGUUCUACAUCAGAGCCGAGUAACUGGUGGUCCAGCUCAGCAUCCUAACAACAAGAAAUUGCUGGAAAGCUGGAAAAAGGCAGGGGCACUUUAUGCGACGCCUCAGGGUUCAAAUGACGAUUGGUAUUGGUUGUAUGCUGCUGUGAAUUCAAAGUGCUUGCUGGUUACAAACGAUGAGAUGAGGGACCACUUGUUCAAUCUUUUAGGCAAUAACUUCUUUCCUAGAUGGAAAGAGAAGCAUCAGGUCCGGAUAAAACCUUCUCUUAAAGGGCUACUAACCUUGCGCAUGCCACCUCCUUAUUCACUUGUCAUCCAGGAAUCUGAACAAGGUAGUUGGCAUAUACCGACUGUUACUGGAGAUGAUCUUGAGACCCCAAGACAAUGGAUUUGCGCUACAAGGAUGAGACCACAGGUUUAGUCCCCAUCAUUCCAUGUAAGAUGAGAGAUGAACAUAUACUGAUAUUCUGGAAUUCAUUCUGCUUGGAUAUUCUUUCUGCCUUCAACCAUGGUCUUGUGUAAGCUUAGAAGGAAAUUAAGAAUCUUGGUCAUAAAUGCAAUGUUUAAAUUAAAAAUGAAUGACCAAAUGUGUAAUACCUUUGGCAAGGGUCCUUUUCUGAUUAUUAUUUACUUCAUACAUUGUCUUUUUGUUUUACAGCAUGUGUAUGGUUGUUCAAUUUCAGUAAAG
Messenger RNA from Striga asiatica, 2193 nucleotides. Lineage: Eukaryota; Viridiplantae; Streptophyta; Magnoliopsida; Lamiales; Orobanchaceae. The record is from the annotation of a GenBank genome assembly.